Ambispora gerdemannii is the source of this 1695-nucleotide messenger RNA. Lineage: Eukaryota; Fungi; Glomeromycota; Glomeromycetes; Archaeosporales; Ambisporaceae. The record is from the annotation of a GenBank genome assembly.
AUGGGUCUCUUUACUCGAAUACUAGAAUUACCAAUUUCCAUAUUCACUAUCAUAUUAAAUCUUGACUUUACACUAAUAUUCACAUUAUUCAUAAUAUACUCUGUCUUCCAAACAUAUUUCAACUUUUACCGUAAACGUCAUGAAAGAUUCCCCGGUCCCGUUCCACUCCCGUUUAUCGGCCACCUCUACUUAUUCAUCGGAAACUUCGCAGCUACAAGUUCUCGCUUGAACGAGAAAUUCGGUGACACGUACGAAUUCAGUAUGUUUGGCUACCGCACCGUUGUCCUCGCCAAUCCAAAAGAUCUCAACGACUUGUUCAGUGCAAAAGUUGACUCGCCAUUUUUGCGUCGUAUCCCGCCGUUUAAAGGGAUAAAAGCACUUGGGAUGGAAAGUGAUGGGUUGUUGUUUAAUAAUAAUGUACCGAAAUGGAAACACAAUAGGAAAUAUUUUUCGCAGUCGUUGUCACCGCCUUCGUUUAUAAAGUUGAGCGCUAUAUAUACGAAUCAGGCCUGUGAAGAGUUAUUUGGGUAUUGGAGUAAUUUGAAACAGAAUGAAAUUGUGAAAUUGGAUGAAUGGUUUCGAUCUUUUACUUCUGAUAUGAUGGGAUUAGUUGUUUCAGGGGUAAAAGAAAAUUCGAUGCAGUUAACCAAUGAUAAAAGAGUAAAAGCAAAUUCUAAACAUUCGUUACGAGUCAACGAAGACGCGAAGGAAAAGAAUCAUGAAAUAACAUCUGGUGAAAUUUACAGAAAUCUUCGAUCAGAGUAUUCGGAUGCAUUAGGUUUCUUGGUGUUUGUCCCGACUUUUUUAUGGAAUUUUCCACUUAUUAAACCAAAAGUCGAGCAUUACAAAAAUGUCUUGAAGGAAUUAGGAAAGUUUGAAUUAGAAUUAAUCAACGAACGCAAAAUCACAAUGAUGAAGCAACAGCCUGAUGUAAAUUCUGUUAAUAGCAAUAAUAGUAAAGUAAAAGCAGACUUUCUUACAAUGUUAUUGACAUCCACUGAUGAUGCUGAUGUCAUUAAGCAAAACAUUCGUGAGAUGUUUGGCGCAGGAAUUGCAACUACUACAAGCACACUGUGUGCGAUAGUCCAUCAUCUGGCCAAACACCCCGAGGUAGAAAAACGAAUGGUCGAUGAAUUAUUCCGAGUGUUAGGUUCAAAUCAGAAUGUCAAAGUUGAAGAUUUCGAUAAGUUAAAAUUCACCGAAGCUGUCAUAAACGAAACCAUACGUUUAAAUCCCGUUGUCCCACUGGUACACCGUUACAGCACCGACACAGAACUUGAAAUUGCUGGUCGCUUAUUCCCACCAAACACAAUAUUCGGCAUAAACCUUGCACACAUUCAACGAAACCCAAAAUACUUUCCCAAUCCCGAAACAUUUGAUCCAGAUCGAUUUUACACAGAGAAUUGCGCAGAGAAUUGCGCAGAGAAUUGCACAGAGCAUCGGAAAGAUCAGUUACCAAAAUAUGCAUUUUCCCCGUUUGGACAAGGAAUGCGAUCGUGUCCUGGCAAGAAUUUUGCUAUGGCCGAGAUUAAAACAAUUUUAGCAAAUAUCUAUCGAAAAUACACAUUUCAAUUGGCUUAUCCUAAUAAACCACUUCCAUGGCGGUAUACAGUCGUUAAUGAAAUUGGCACGUUUGAAGUUUUUGUUGUCCCAAGAGAGAAUAGUGGUUGCAUUUUACCUAAUAGUGCUGCUUAA